UAUGGACGCUUACGGAUUCUGAACGAUGGUGACACGAUAUCCACAAGUAACCUUUGUCUGACAUUGGGAGACGAUCACAGAGACGCCUCUCAUGUCCGUUAUCAACUCCUUGUUGACAAAUACGCACACCAGCGUCGUCGGGCGCCAGAAUAUGAAGACCACACGUUUUACGGACAGUUACAGCAUAUUUUUGUGUUACGUCUGCCCGCCUCUCAGACCCUCGGGAUCAAGAAAGACGAGACAGUGUUAUUCGCGGUAAUCCGGACCUGUGACGUUACUCGUAGGCAUCCCCGACUCGAUAUCCACUACUACGAACGAACCGGACGUCUUGAGGUCGUUGAUGUCACAGCUAUUCAAUGCCUUGUGGGACGUAUUCCGGUGCCGACUAGCAACGAAUGGGCUAUCAUUGAUCGGAGUGGGACUCUUGCUCGGGCAGUGUAUGCC
Molecule: messenger RNA, 444 nt
Organism: Punctularia strigosozonata HHB-11173 SS5
Lineage: Eukaryota; Fungi; Basidiomycota; Agaricomycetes; Corticiales; Punctulariaceae
Exons: 2
Source: RefSeq, a predicted model, not a curated record